UACAGCUUCUGUCUUUUUUGGUCUACUAGAAGGCUCCAAUAUCUUCUCUGAGAAAGAAACAGCCCAAAAAAGAGCCAUUCACUCAAAUCACUUCAUUUCACCGUUCGAUUCAUCCAGAUCCGAAAAUGAACGACACAGAUGUAUCCAAGCAGAUCCAGCAGAUGGUCAGAUUCAUCCGCCAAGAAGCGGAGGAAAAAGCCAAUGAGAUUUCCGUUUCCGCUGAAGAAGAAUUCAACAUUGAGAAGUUGCAGCUAGUGGAAGCGGAGAAGAAGAAGAUCAGACAAGAAUUCGAACGCAAGGAGAAACAAGUUGACGUCCGCAAGAAAAUUGAGUAUUCCAUGCAACUCAAUGCCUCUCGGAUCAAAGUUCUCCAAGCUCAGGAUGACUUGGUUAGCUCCAUGAAGGAAGCAGCAGCAAAGGAGCUCUUACAUGUUAGCCAUCACCACAACCAUCAUAUCUAUAAGAAGCUUCUUCAUGAUCUUAUUGUUCAGAGUUUACUCAGACUUAAAGAGCCUUCUGUCCUACUGCGUUGUCGAAAAGAUGAUGUACACCUGGUAGAAGAUGUAUUGGAUGCUGCAAAGGAGGAGUAUGCAGAGAAGGCAAUGGUCCACUCACCUGAGAUCAUAGUUGACCACAUCCACCUUCCACCCGCCCCAUCUCAUCAUAAUGCACAUGGUCCUUCUUGCUCUGGAGGAGUAGUAUUGGCUUCUCGAGAUGGGAAAAUUGUGUGUGAGAACACACUUGAUGCCAGAUUGGAAGUUGUGUUCCGUAAAAAACUACCCGAGAUUCGCAAGUGUCUAUUUGGUCAGGUUAUUGCCUGAUGGAUUGUAAGCGUCUGUAAUUAUCACGCUUGUCUCAGGAUCCUGAAACUGGAUAUCGACUGAUAAAUUAUCAUCAAGGUUUUUGCUUGUGUACCAUUUCUUUUCCGUAAAAGACAUACUGCUUAGUUUUUAUGGUCCUACAUUCACUGGGGCAUAGCGGCAGACUCCCUUAAGCGAUACUUAAUAUUCUAGCAUUAAGCUUUAAGCAUUUUUUCCCUAUUCUAAUGUGCUGCAAUAAAUGUAAGUUGCCUGAACCCUGAGUUUGGUCGAGACAAUAAAAUGAUAAUGAGUGGCGGCCCUCUGUACUUUGGCCAUGUUUUAGUAUAA
Messenger RNA from Nicotiana tabacum (common tobacco), 1148 nucleotides. Its product is annotated as V-type proton ATPase subunit E. Gene Ontology annotation, cellular component: proton-transporting two-sector ATPase complex, catalytic domain. Gene Ontology annotation, biological process: proton transmembrane transport. The record is from RefSeq and is a predicted model, not a curated record. Lineage: Eukaryota; Viridiplantae; Streptophyta; Magnoliopsida; Solanales; Solanaceae. Gene Ontology annotation, molecular function: proton-transporting ATPase activity, rotational mechanism.